GGGAAACUGGGUGCGAAGAGGUGGGGCUGGAGGUCUGAACACCUAAGCAGCACGGCCACUAUGUGCCCUCUGAUUCUCAAUGGGAUCACCCUUGCAGGGGGGACAGUGGCUGUGCAGGGAGGGAGGAAAAGGGGUAUUAUUGGCUUCCUCCCGGGUCUCCCUUCCUGGCUAUUUUCCCUUCCUCUCUUUGCCUCCUCUGUAUUUGCAUCCUAGACCACAGCCCCCCAAACGGCCUGCUCUGGAAUUCAUCGCCUGCCUAUGGACAGCCAUCCCAGGACACGCCUGAUUUAUCAUUCUUCUGCCCCUCAGCCAAGACCACUCCAGCCCCUCCCCCAGGAGGCCCCUGAGGCCUCCAGCUGUCCUUAACCUUCUCCAGCCCUCUCUACCCCCGCCCCCCCCCACCACCCAGCACACACACACAUUCCCAGGGAAUUAAUAACAAUGUAUUAACUUCCGUCUCUAGCCCGUGGACCUUCCCUUGUUUGUGGAUGAGGUCUUUGAGAGCACUGUGGGGCUGCCCUGAACUAAACUGUGUUCAGCCUGACCAUUCAGUCACACCCGAAGGCCACAACUCAGUAGACAACCGGAAAACAAGUGCAAGUGAUGAUCAUCAGACUCCCGCACAUGAACUACCAGAACUUCACCUGAAACUGUUGAAGUUGGAACAGGAGAGUGAACGGCUGAGGAAUACUGAUGGAGCUCUCAGGGAAGAAAAUAUGCUUCUCAAGGAUCGGCUGAAGACGUCUGGCAUAAGACAACAAAAAAUUGAAUAACACGCUAGCAAAGGCACUGGAUAAAUUAAAGCUGUGUACUCUCCGGGCCAGCUAUGAUGCUGAAAUUUGCCAAGGCUUUGAAAAUCUUGUACCAGAGAGAGCAUGAACAAAGUGAAGGGGCAGUUCCUGAAGAUGAGACACACGCACCUGAGGAUGACAACCAGUUGCAUCUUUUAAUGAAAGACAGGCACAAAUGCUCAAGGACUUUGAGGAACUACUAGACUCCAGUCCCUGGAAGCUGCAAAAUGAUGUUGCUCUUAUAAUUCAAAAGAAGAGAGAAAAUUCAGUGCCUAGCAAAUGUUCAGGCUCUACUUUCCUAGAACAUCACUGAAGGUUAUUAAGCAAAUUAUUUUGUAUAGUUCAAAAACAUUUUCAAGCCCCCUCACUUUCUCUUUGUAUACUUGUCACACUGAAUUGGGAACUUCAAAGUUCUGUAAAGAUAAUGUAUUUCAAGACUUAUGCUGUAAAUUCAUCCUUGUUAACUGUGUAACACAAAUGAAAGGGGCCUGGGUUUAUUUGAGCUCGGUGUCCCUGUGUGAUGUGGAAGUUUAGGACUAUGAGUAAACUGAGGCUUGGAACUGCUUUCCAUGCGAAGGGGGCAAAAUGUGCUCUAGUCAGUGGCUUUGAGAACUAACUAACCUGAUCAAUUUCUGGAUCUUGAGUUCUGAAGGUAUUUCAGUUUCAUCAACUCCUACCAAUGCCUGUUGAUUCUUAAAAGCAAAGUGCCUUCCUAGGAGGAAGGAUUCAAACUCUCAUAGUAAGGCGCUGGGUGGAACUGCCGGGAAUUUGGUUUUGAUUCAAAAAGGGAAAAACUUAAGGGUACUACAAGGCAAGACGAGGUGAAGGGUGCUGGGGGUCAGCAUGCUUCCCUGCCGACCCCGGUAUUCCGAGACAAUGUAGAGGGCCUUGGGGUUAAAGAGUGACAGCAGUGAAAAAGCAGUUUGAGUCCCUGGUGCAUUGCCAAGGUGAUGAUGAAUGAGUAAAUGUCAGUCACCAACCAGGCAGGCCUUAACCACACAGAAUAUUCAUAUAUUCAGUAAAUGAACUAAGACAUCUGAUCGGCAACUCUUUAUUGAAUUCUCAAGCAAUGACUCAAAAACCCCCAAGUCCCAUUAAUCCAGCUCUUGAGAGAACUAUCCGAGGAACAAGGCAGCAUGUAAUAAUAACUAUCCACAAGUGCAGUGUUACAAAGCUAAGGCACAGUCAAGAGGCAGAGCAAAGUAUUGGUGAGGAGGUGGUUCUUAGGGAAAGGUAAAUUAACCCACUUCUCCCUCUACAAGUAGACUGUUUCAGUUAUGCAAUCGCUGAUAUAUACCCCUCACUUUGUCUUGCCAUCUCACUACCACUUAUUUAGAGCAAAUUAUCAUGGUUUGGGGAAAAAAAUCUCAGUAAGUGUAAUCCUUUCCACAAUCAAGAUUUGAAAUUUGUUAGUGCAAACUAGUUAGUGUA
This is a messenger RNA of Tachyglossus aculeatus (Australian echidna), 2222 nucleotides long. Its product is annotated as kinesin-like protein KIF28P. The record is from RefSeq and is a predicted model, not a curated record. Bases 489 to 773 code for a protein of 94 amino acids. Lineage: Eukaryota; Metazoa; Chordata; Mammalia; Monotremata; Tachyglossidae. The transcript is spliced from 5 exons.